Colletotrichum spaethianum is the source of this 327-nucleotide messenger RNA. Its product is annotated as satratoxin biosynthesis SC1 cluster protein 4. NCBI's taxonomy places the organism in Eukaryota, Fungi, Ascomycota, Sordariomycetes, Glomerellales, Glomerellaceae. Bases 1 to 327 code for a protein of 108 amino acids. The transcript has a single exon. The record is from RefSeq and is a predicted model, not a curated record.
AUGUCCUUCCUACUUCAGUAUUACCGCGUGUUGUGCACCAAGUUUAUGCGCAAGCUCUACAUCGCAGCAAUGGUCUUCAUUGGUUCAUGGGGGUUCAGCGUCCUCGUCAUGUCCUUCGUUUUCUGUGUUCCCCUGGAGGGCUUUUGGGAUCAUCGUGUCCCAGCCAAAUGCUUCGGCCAGCAGGUCCUAUUUUACGUCUUCGGAGCGUGCAGCAUCGUCACGGACAUCAUCAUCUUACUCCUACCGCUUCCAGCGCUGUUCAAGCUUCAAAUACCCCGUUCUCAAAAACUCUAUCUUUUGGCGAUUUUCAGCCUCGGUUUCUUGUGA